Cadophora gregata is the source of this 861-nucleotide messenger RNA. RefSeq lists its product as uncharacterized. Gene Ontology annotation, molecular function: protein binding. The transcript has 2 exons. The coding region runs from base 1 to 861 and encodes 286 amino acids. NCBI's taxonomy places the organism in Eukaryota, Fungi, Ascomycota, Leotiomycetes, Helotiales, Ploettnerulaceae. The record is from RefSeq and is a predicted model, not a curated record.
AUGUACAUGUCACCACCAAGUCCCGGCAAUCCACCCCCUGGUGGAUCAGUCAAAACCCCAACCAUGAAGUCCACCCAAGUCUCCGAGCCGACCACUCCAACCAGACCCAAAGCCGACGCGCUCGCGAAUGCACUGGCAAUGUCGCUGAACCCGGCGCCCUCUUGCUUCGAACAUCAUGUUUCUUCCCCCCCGACCCCCUUACGAACAGACGCAACUGUCUUUCCGGCAGCAGUAAGAGACCCUGACACCCUUGGAACCCUCGUUGAAAUCCGUGAUUCCGAGGAGAAAGGCCUCGGUGUGUUUGCUCUGUGCGACAUACCUCCACGAACCAUCCUCCUGUGCGAGAGCCCUCUUAUUACUCUUCAAGAUGAUGGCGCUCGUGUUGACCCUCUCGAUACCACGGUUAAUGCUUUAUCUCCCGAGAAGAAGAAGAUAUUUUUCUCGCUUUACAGCUAUUCCCGAAACAAGAAUGAAUCGCUUAGCAGAAGUAUCGUGUACAGCAAUGGUUACGCAAUCAAGAAUGACCUUGCCACUGGUCUGUUCGAAACUGCUUCGAGGAUCAAUCAUUCAUGUGUCCCGAACUCCAAGUAUACGUGGAAGGAAAGCAUUGGGAAGAUUGUAUUCUGGAACCGCUUCAAGCUACUAGCUGGUGAGGAGGUCACAGUCGAUUAUGGACACAAAAAGACGUAUCUCAAGCGAAUCUACGGUUUUGACUGCGCCUGUGGUGGAUGUACUGAUUCGGGCUCAGACGCAAGAUCUGAUGGGUUGAGUAGCAGUGGAAGUGGAAGUGGAAUGGUGAAGGACAUGGGAAGGAUUGAUGAGAUUCUUCAUGGCAGAGAUAUGGGGGAAGAGAAGAUGUGA